This is a messenger RNA of Chilo suppressalis (striped riceborer), 912 nucleotides long. The record is from the annotation of a GenBank genome assembly. NCBI's taxonomy places the organism in Eukaryota, Metazoa, Arthropoda, Insecta, Lepidoptera, Crambidae.
CAAUCAUUACUUCACUCACGACCCAACACGCGGAAAAAAAAACAACAACAACUCAGAAAUUUAUCCACCGAGAUGAAUAUAUAAUCUUUCAGUAAAUGCUGGAAUGAAAUGACUAAAAACAAAACUGGAUCCAUCAACAGAAAGCAAUGCUCUUGCUACCAAGGCAAGAAAUGUGCUGGAUGCCGUUCGAAAAGGAUCAUAAAGUAAUCUUACAUUUUACAUGUCUCGUUCAAUAAUUUCGUCAAGAACACAUGUAAGCUAAUGUAUUUAUACCGUGUGGCGAAGUACAAAAGGCCACAAAUCUUCUUAGAAGAGCCACACCGGUUGACAGUGCCCAUAGUUAUCAGCCACUACAGACAUAAAAAACCAGUCACCGUGAACAGGACUACAGGCAAUACGUGGGGGUUUCGCAAUAAAGAUAAUAAUGAAAAACCAUCUACAGGGACGACAGUAUGCCGCUGGUACAAGAAACGGAGGGCCUUGAAGCGUCUAGAGAGAGAACACGACAAAGAACAAAAAAGAAUCCAGCAGACAGAGAAAACACGCCGAGAAGAAGAGUUGCUGCAACAAUUACUGAAACGUGAGCAAUACCUGCAAGAGAUAAACAAGAAACGAACGCAAAAAGUUUUUACACCACCAUCCAAUGCAGUCCAGAAAGCAAAGGUUCAAACCAAAGUGAAAAAAGUACGCCAUGGAAGGGCGACCAGUGUCAAGCCGAAAGCCCAAUCUAAAUAUGUGACUGUAAAUAAAUACAACCGCUCCCAAUCGUUGAGCGAGCGGUUUGUGAACUGGUUCUACCGCACGUGCUGCCAACUGUACUGCUGUGUAUCCAUCGUCCUCGUGCUGGGAAUAACGGUUAUAAUUCUCAUAUAACCUGUCUUUCUUUUUUAAAAUAAAUAGUAUGUACCAACA